This is a messenger RNA of Ictalurus punctatus (channel catfish), 1917 nucleotides long. It is a transcript of the gene ankrd33aa, whose product is annotated as ankyrin repeat domain 33Aa. The coding region runs from base 64 to 1431 and encodes 455 amino acids. The transcript is spliced from 4 exons. Gene Ontology annotation, molecular function: protein binding. NCBI's taxonomy places the organism in Eukaryota, Metazoa, Chordata, Actinopteri, Siluriformes, Ictaluridae. The record is from RefSeq and is a predicted model, not a curated record.
GCUUGGAUACAAACAGGGAUGGAGCUCCUGCUCUUUGUGUGAUCCAUCGCUCUUGGGACCCAGAUGGCUAAUGUUAAAGUCAUCGUGCAUGAGGAUCCAGAUCUGGGCUUUGGUCCAGAUGAGGAUGACUCUGAGUCUGAUUCUCGGGAUGAUUCAGACUCCGGGAGCAUACUCUCGGAUGACUCUGUCCUCCCUGACUAUAAGCUGGAGGACAAUAUGGAGGGCACGGUCAACACUCUGUAUCAGGCAUGUGCAAAGAACCACACCUCGUCCCUGUGCAAAAUGCUGGAGCAGGGCGUGACUCAGGAACAAGUCAUGGAGCUGGACAUCAACGGCAGGAAUGGCCUUAUGCUGGCAGUUUCCAAAGGCUUCGUAGAUAUCGUGUAUGGCCUGAAUGGGUGUCCGUUUUUAGAUAUUAAUCAUCAAGAUAAUGAUGGAAACACAGCACUCAUGAUUGCAGCACAAGCUGGUUUUGUCACUAUCCUAACCUACAUUCUGAACUACUAUUCUGGUGUGGACAUUGAGCUCAGAGACCACAGAGGCUUCACUGCUCUCAUUAAAGCAGCCUUACAGGGCAACAACGACUGUGUGGCCUCGCUGCUCAUGGCUGGUGCAGACAUAAAUUCAGUAGAUGCCACACAGAGGAAGGAUGUAAGAGAAUGGGCACUAAAAACAGGACACUUUGAAACGUUUAUGCGGCUGACACAACUGUCCAGCCGGCCCCGCGCAGAGCAGUUCUGUGAAACCUACGUCCCAGAGUGGCCAAGUCUUAAAGAGCUGGUGAGAAAAGCCACAACCACAAAAAGUGCAGGGCAGAAGGUCGCCCAUCGUUUGAAGGCCACAUUCACUUUCAGUUUUCCACAAGAUCCUCAGGAAAAUGGCGUCCUGGAUCACAUGGUGCGUAUCACCACAAGCAUCCACAGUCCCCUGGUGGUCACAGGCUGCCGUCCACUCUGUCCCAUGAGCCCACCAGAGAUGGGCAAGAGGCAUUUAGCCAUGCCCAGACCGAUGCAGCAGAAUCCAGACCAUAAGCUCAAAAACCACAGCAAUGGCUCCAUCUUCUCAGCCUCCUCCACCAUCAGCGCUGGAUCAUCUGUGUCUCAGGCCUCAUGCUACUCAGACACAGAGCAUAAGAGCAGCAUGUUCUCCAGGGCCUCCAGCAGGAUACGCAGGCUGGUCCCACAUAGCAUAGCAUGCCACAACAGCAUCUUCCCCACCAGCUGCAUCCCUCAAAUCAAAGUGACCAAGUCAGCUGAUCCAACCCCCAAGAAGGAGAAGAAAAGGAAGAUGACGAAAGGUUACCUGGAGCCACCUGUCUGGAAGUACAAGGAGGCAAAAAUGGAAAAGAAAAAAGAGAAGCAACAGAAGGAGAAGGAGAAGGCUUGUAAGACGAAUACGGAAAAAUCGGCCAAGAAAAAGUCAAAAAAAUGAUAAAGAGCUUCCACACGCACAUAUCUAGAGGUUUAGUUCCCAUAAUAUGUGAAGCUAAAAAUCUAAUGGGACAGACAGUGGCUCUGUGAAAUGUAACUUCUUUUUUUUAUUCUUAUUGCUGUGAAGUAAGGCUGCCAGAUGUUUGUAUCAGUUUAUUCUCAAAAUAGCCAUGAGAAAGAAACCUUUAUUACAUUAAAAAUGGCAGCUCGGAGAUACGGGUUUAUCGUGAAUGUUAUUUCAGCUUAUGAGUAAAUCAGUUACAAAUCUACUCCUAUUUAUUUUUAAUGUUAUUAUGUCUAAUGUUUCAAAUAAGUGGUAACAUUACAGUUAGUGUUUCUCCUUUUUGCACUUGGAGCAUUUUUAUUGACGUUACUGUUUAGAAAUAUAUAACGUGGUCUUGGGCAUAAAUAUCUUCUUCUUCUUUUUUUGGAAACAGAUGCAUAAAUGUACUGCCCUUUCUGUAAGAUGCUCUCGAUAAGAAGCCCU